Molecule: messenger RNA, 414 nt
Organism: Penicillium olsonii
Lineage: Eukaryota; Fungi; Ascomycota; Eurotiomycetes; Eurotiales; Aspergillaceae
Source: the annotation of a GenBank genome assembly
AUGCCUUUGCGCGGAAUCAGAACUUCAACGGCAGCCAGGAACGGCGCCGGAGCCUUCAUCCUACAAUGCAAACGCCUCGACUUCCAUUACUGCAAUUGGGCAGGUAGCUCUAAGGGCAUGGUCACUUUCCUGGAGACCCUCCUCCCCGCCUUCGCUCGUGAAAACCCUCAGAUUGAGAUUCGUGUGUCUCCCCGGCCUCAAAAACACCCUCUCAUCAAGGGUCUUUACAUCAAUGGCCGUGAAAAGCCUGUGUGUGUACGAAACCUAGAGCCCAGUGAAAUCCUAAAGAAGGCAACUCUUCUCAAGGAAGCCAGCGGAGAGAAGCUGAAGCGCACCAAGAAGCCCGUGACAAGUUUGAACGAGAGUGUGCGUGGUAUCUGGUCUCCAUACCACGGCGAUCUGCGUGGUGUAUAG